AUGAUAAAGUUUAAUAUCAUAAAGUCCUUUUAAGUUGCAUUGCAGAUAUGGGUGGUAUAUGGAGCUAUUUCUCUGGAUUAUUUGGAUCAAGAGAAAGACGAAUCUUGAUAUUGGGACUUGAUGGAGCAGGAAAAACAACAAUCCUAUACAAAUUACAAGUUGGAGAGGUUGUUACAACAAUUCCAACGAUUGGGUUCAAUGUGGAAACUGUGCAGUACAAGAACCUUAAGUUUCAGGUGUGGGAUUUAGGAGGACAAACCAGUAUUAGACCUUACUGGCGGUGUUAUUACUCAAAUACAGAUGCAAUCAUCUAUGUAGUAGAUAGUAUGGAUAGGGAGAGAAUGGGAAUUUCCAAACAGGAAUUGUUCUCAAUGUUAGAGGAGGAUGAGCUGAAGAAGGCUGUGUUAGUGAUAUUUGCCAAUAAACAAGACAUUGAGGGGGCUAUGACUCCCAGUGAAGUGGCCAAUGCUCUUGGUCUUACAUCCAUCACCACACAUAAGUAUCAGAUCUUCAAAACAUCAGCUAUCAAAGGCACUGGACUAGAGGAGGCAAUGGAAUGGCUUGCCAACACUUUGACACAGCAAAAGUAGAAAAUCUUUGAGAGAGAAAAAAGACUGUCCUAUUUUCUUGCUAUGAUGAACAACUUUUAUAGGACACUACAAACACAAGAGAACCGAGUUCAUUCCUCAGACUUUACUUUUUCUUUGUGUACUGUAUAUUGAUGACAUGUUAAAGUGCAGCUUUGGUAAUGUUGUGACCUUAUGUGAGAAACCGGAGUAGAUCAGUGACAGACCAUCUUAUUACACAUGUAUUUUGGGGACUACUGCAUCAUAGGAGUAAGCAAUACAAAUUGUGUGUGGCUGAGAUGGGCGUAAACUGAAAUCCAUUCCCAGAGUCUGAAGGAUGAGUGGACUUAUGUUACUGGUCAUCACAUUAUGAACUGCAUUAUAUCACAUCUUGUUCAUAUUUAUUAGCAUGAGUGAAGUGUGAAUGGAAUAUACAUGUAUGUAGUAUGUAUAUGUUGAAUUAAAAUGCUUACGAAUUACUGAAAAAAUUAAAACCUUUA
Messenger RNA from Magallana angulata, 1066 nucleotides. RefSeq names its product ADP-ribosylation factor-like protein 1. The record is from RefSeq and is a predicted model, not a curated record. The transcript has 6 exons. Gene Ontology annotation, cellular component: Golgi apparatus; cytoplasm. NCBI's taxonomy places the organism in Eukaryota, Metazoa, Mollusca, Bivalvia, Ostreida, Ostreidae. The coding region runs from base 48 to 590 and encodes 180 amino acids. Gene Ontology annotation, molecular function: GTPase activity; GTP binding. Gene Ontology annotation, biological process: vesicle-mediated transport; intracellular protein transport.